Messenger RNA from Hippocampus zosterae (dwarf seahorse), 5997 nucleotides. RefSeq names its product early endosome antigen 1 (gene eea1). Gene Ontology annotation, cellular component: early endosome. Lineage: Eukaryota; Metazoa; Chordata; Actinopteri; Syngnathiformes; Syngnathidae. The coding region runs from base 142 to 4308 and encodes 1388 amino acids. Gene Ontology annotation, biological process: endocytosis. The record is from RefSeq and is a predicted model, not a curated record. Gene Ontology annotation, molecular function: metal ion binding; 1-phosphatidylinositol binding. The transcript is spliced from 29 exons.
AGAAUUGCCAUCCCUCCCAAGACCCGCCCCCUCUCGGUUUCUCCCUGCCUGGUCUUGGUCAGGUGUCUGUGGUACCACGACGUCAACUUUCCUUGUGGGAAACCGAUUCGGGUUCGUGUUGGGACACACGCUGACAAGGCCAUGCUCAGACGGAUAUUACAAAUGACUCCUGGCAAAGGAGGCUCCCAGAAUGCAGAGUCAGAGCAGCCCAGCACGGACGUUAACCAUGAUGAAACCUCUGAGGGCUUCAUCUGUCCUCAAUGCAUGAAGUCCCACGACUCAGCCGAAGACUUGUUCAAGCAUUACGAGCUGUUUCACGAAACUGGAGACCUUCCUGCUCAUGUGGCCCCUACCAGGGAGGACCUAACAAUGUUACGGCAGGAGGUUCAGGACCUUCAUACAUCACUUAAGGAGGAACGAUGGUUCUCUGGGGAGCUGAAAAAAGAAUUAGACAAAGUCCAAGGACACCUGAAGCAAAAUGACGGACAGAUAAGCUCAGAGGAUUCAGUUUUAGAAAAGAAGUUAAACGAAUCAGAGACAGAAAAUUUUAACAUCAAGCAGAAAGCCGCCCAGCUGGCCGCAGAGAUAGUAGAUAUAAAGUCCCGUUAUGAUGAAGAGAAAAGUUUAAGGGAAGCUGCUGACCAGAAGCUUUCCAAUGUAACUGAAUUGCUUCAGCAAGAGAAGAAAGAAAAUGAGAAACUCCAGACUGAACUGCUGCAACGUCCGGGAGUGGAAGACGUUGAGGUACUGCAGAAGGAGCUUGUGCAGGUCCAGACAUUAAUGGACAGCAUGACUCGCGAGCGAGAGGAGGAGUCUGAGCACCUCAGAAACCACUAUGAGCAGCUACAUGCUAAAUUCACUUCCUCUGAGAUGACUAUAUCACAACUGAAAGCAGAGCUGGAGAAGGGGCCACAGGAAGCAGCUGUCUAUACACAGCAGAUCCAUCAGCUACAGAGCGACCUUAAUAAUGUUCAACAACAACGCCAGAGUCUUUCUGAAAAGCUGGGACACAAGGAAAAGGAGUAUCAGCAGCUAGAGGAGCAACUUAAGACAGAGAAGACUGCCAAAAAGGAAGGCCAACAUAGCUUGAGAGAGAAAGAGCGGGAACUCCUGGAGCUGCAGGCCCGAGCCACAGGAACAGAAAUUUCCCUGCAGAAAGCCAAUGCAGCGCUCAGAGAGAAAGCUGAGGAGGUGGCCAAGUUGAAGGCUGAGAUCACAGACCUGGAGGUGAAGCAUGCCGAAUUGAAAGUUGAGAGAAAACAGUUGGAACAGCAGAGGGAAGAGAAGGAGAGCCAAGGUGCUCAGCAGCAGACUGAAAUUUGUCAGCUUCAUGCAAAACUAUUGGAGGCCGAGAGGCAAGUGGGUGAGCUGCAAGGUCGUUUGAAAGAACAGAGGCAGCUGUCUGGGGACAAACUGAAGGACAGAGAGCAGCAAGCAGCAGACCUGCAGCUUAAACUCUCGCGUGCUGAAGAACAGACAAAGGAAAGUGCCAAUAAGAACACUGACCUGCAGCACCAGCUGGAGAAAGCCAAGCAACAGCACCAGGAGCUGCAAGCACUGCAGCAGAACACCAAUGGCAAACUCCGCGAGUCGCAGAAUGACCUGGAGCAGGUGUUACGCCAAAUUGGAGAUAAGGACCAGAAAAUCCAAAACUUGGAGGCCCUGCUUCAGAAGAGUAAGGACAUUGUGACCCAGCUGGAAACUGAGAGAGAAGACUUGUGUGCGAAGAUUCAAGCAGGGGAAGGAGAGACUGCUUUGCUCAACCAACUAAAAGAGAAAACACACGCACUACAGGAACAGGUAACCCAGUUGACUGACAAGAUGAAGAAUCAAUCUGAGAGCAACAAGCAAGCCCAGGACAACUUGCAUAAACAGGUUCAGGAGCAAAAAACUCUCCUGCGUUCAUCUCAGGACCGGGCCCACACCCUGGAGACUUCAGUCACUGAGCUCACUGCUCAGCUCGCAGAUAGUAAGGAGAAAGUGACUCAGCUGGACUCUCAGCUGAAGGCAAAAACAGAGAUGUUGCUGUCUACAGAGGCAGCGAAGGCUGCCCAGAAAGCCAACCUGGAGAAUAACCUAGAGUCUGCCCAGCAUGCACUUCAGGACAAGCAACAGGAGCUUAUUAAAGCUCAGAAGAAAAUGGAGGAGCAAGUGCAGCGGCUCAAAGAGAGGCAGGAACAAUGUGGUCAGCUGGAAGCCUCUCUGAAAGAGUACAAAGACAAACUUCUUGCCUCGGAGCAACAUGGAGAGAAACUUGAGGGGUUCAAUAAGAAACUGGAAGCACAGGUCGUGGAAGUGCGGGCCGCAAGGGAUCAGAUGCAUCAAGAAGUGAAGAAUCUGCAGAAGGAGGCAUUUGAGGUCAAACAGAAAGCUAAGGAUUUGCAGGUUUUGUUGGACAAUGAAAAAGCAGGGUGUGUGGCACUUCAAGAGGAACUAAAGACAAAGACCUCCUCUUUGAGUGACACCCAGAAUCAGUUGAACUGCUGCGAGCAGGGCAAAGCUGCCCUUGAGCUCACCGUGGCCAAGCUGACCCAAGAAGGGGAGGCUCAGCAUACAGAGUGGGACAAGAAAGCAAAGGACCUUGCUGCAGACUUACUGAAGGCCCAACAAGAGAAAGACACUCAAAAGAAAGAGCUGACCUCCACUCAAGAAAGUCUCUCCAAGACUUGUAAGGCCCUGAAAGAAUGUCAGAGUCAGUUAGACACUGAGAGGAAGAAUCAAAAGGCAGCCAUGGAGGAAAAGGAAAAAUCAUUUGAAAAGGCAAGAGGAGAGCUUCAGAAGAAUAACGAGACCAUGAGCAAGGCUUUGAUGGAAUCCAAGCAACAACUGGAGCAAAUGAGAGAAGUCGAGAAGAAGCUGAAAUUGCAGGUGUCAUCAGUGGAACAGCAGAAUGUAAAGUCUCAGGAAGUGCUAAGGGAGAAGGAGCAAAACUUGGGGAAGUUGGAGGCGCACAUUAAGACGGCCACUGGAAGCUAUGAGAAGGAGAUGAAGAAGCUGAAGGGACAAAUUGCGGAGUUCGAGAAGCUCAGUGUUAAGAAAGUAGAGGAAGAGCGUCAACUGAGAGAGAAGGCAACAGAACUCAGUCAGCAGCUGUCUUCUGAGAGGAGCCGGACAGCACAGCUACAGAAGGCCCUAGAGCAAAGUCACGAAAGCCUCACCAAGCUCCAGUCUGACUUCUAUGGAAAAGAGUCAGAGCUUUCAGCACUACAGCAAGACCUCAAAGUAUCAGAGGACAAGCUACGUUUGAACCAGGAGGACCUGGCGGCUAACCAGACGCAUCAGACUGUCUUAGAAAAUCAGAUCCAGGAGCUAAAGAAGAACCGGAGUUCUCUGGAGCAGGAGCUAGGUAGUCGAGAUCAGAGACUCCAACAGCAGGAGAAGUCACUGAAAGAUCUCCAGAAGCAACAGGGUCAAGUUAAGGUAGAUCUGGAGAAGGAGAGGAGCAAAAUGGAGGAGCUGCUCAAAGCCAAGAGUAACUUGGAAAAGAACAAUGCCAAGCUGACUUCGGAGAUGAAAAUACUAACUGAGAGGAGUGACACGGAGCUGCGAGAGUUGCAGGAAGCCAAGCAGUUAUUGAUCCAGCAAAAACUGGAGCUGCAGAGCCAGGUGGAGGCUGCCCAGGGCGACCUCCUACUGGAACAGAAAGAGCACCAGACCACCAGGGACAGCAGCAGUCAGAGAGAGGAUCAGCUUCUCGCCAAAACCAAAGAUCUUCAAAAUCAGCUGGUGUCUGAGAAGCGAGCCAAAGAUGAGCAGGUGAAGCGAGGAGAGGAAGUGGAGGCGAAACUUGGUGUGCAGGUGACAGCGCUAAAUGAAAACGUGGCCACCCUUAAGAGAGAGUGGCAGGGUAGCCAGCGACGUGUGUCUGAGCUUGACAAGCAGACAGACGAGCUGAGGGGGGAGAUCGCUGUGCUGGAGGCCACCGUACAACACAACCAGGAUGAGAGACGCGCACUUUUGGAGAGAUGCGUCAAGGGCGAAGGAGAAAUUGAGAAACUCCAGGCCAAGGUGGUGGAACUCAGGCGCAAAGUUGACGACACGACGGCAGCCAUGCAGGAGCUGGGCCGAGAAAACCAGUCGCUGCAGAUUAAGAAGUCCCAAAGUCUUACCAGGAAGUGGGCAGAGGAUCACGAGGUGCAGAACUGCAUGGCAUGUGGCAAAGGCUUCUCUGUCACUAUCAGGAGGCACCACUGCAGACACUGCGGGAACAUUUUCUGCGCUGAGUGUUCGUCAAGGAACGCCCUAACGCCGUCCUCCAAAAAAGCCGUGCGCGUGUGUGAGACGUGCUUUGAGGACCUGCAAGGCUGAGUUGACGCUGAAGGAAAAAUACUCAAGUUGUCUUUCUCCUGUAAGAUGUACACUAACAAGGACAGAGACAGUAUUGUGGAGAAAAGGUGGGCCUUUUGAUGGCGAGGCAUCGGAGUUACGCGAUGACGUGAGAGCAAUUGGAAUACAGUAGUGUGGACAUGUUUUUGUGCCUUUGCGGAGUCUGUGAACGGCCACCAGGGGGCGACAGAAGCAAGUAAACAUCACCCAUGACUUUCCGUUGUCGUUAGUUGCAGUGUUUUGCUUCUAUAAACGUGGCUUGAAAAGCCGACGGGACAUUGAAGGCGUCACUGGGCAAGUCAUUCACGAAUAGUCAUGUAGAAAAGCACAACUGCCGCGCAAAUGUAAAUGCAAGUAACUAUUUUUGUCUUAGAAAUGAAGAAACAAAACCACAAAUCUAUAUUUUUAUUUCUACAUAAUGACACCAUCUGUCAAGGGAAUUGCUCUGAUAGGUUUGGUUAAUAGUUCAGAUCUGUGAAAGUCAUCUACAAAGGUAAAAUGCCACAAUGGUGAAAUAACACUCGCCUGGAAAAAAAGUGUCCAUCACAUGACUUAUUUCAUUUUUGGGCAUCUCUUUUUGAAGCACUAAUGUCAGAUUAGUUACUGCAUGUUGCCUUUGUGUGGCAGCCUGUAUGUGUGUGUGCGUGCGUGCGUGCGCGUGUUAACAUUGUUGUAUACCGUGACCAAAGAAUGUGAGGAGAGGGGAAAAAAAAGUUUGUUUCAGUACAAUCACCUUAUCACGUUCUGUUUUCAACACAGCACUACACGUUGUGAAUGACAUUCUUUUAAAGUGCCACACUUCUAUCUUUGAGUGUGAAUAUCUUUCAAAAGGUGGUGCUUGUUUUUUUCAAAUUGGUAAAGCAGUCAUUGUGUGUGUGCGUGUGUUUUCGAUGGAUUAACUACUGCCGGGCGUGUGCCUGUGUGUAAUGUAGGCUUGCUGUCUUAUGUCAGGAUGCACCAUGCACGACCUGCACUUAUAAUUGCCCGUUUUGUCUCCCACCUGUAAGAUUUCAAACCCUUAUUUAAUUUAUCCUCACAGUUGUCAGUCAUUUGUUACCUCUUGAAGCACUGAAGCAGGCUGUAAAAAUUGGUAUAUCUAUAUAUAAAGACAUGUUGCAUCGGGUGGCAACUUAGAAUGCCCAUCUCAGUUCCACACACACACACACUUUUUGCGUUAUUUUAUGUCUACCUCAGACUGGUAGGAGAACCUUGACGAUGUUAUGUGUCAUAAUAGUCUGCCGAGAGACCACACAGUAGCUAAUCCAAUUACUACAACAAGAGCCAGCAUUUCUGUUCUUGGGAUACUUAUUUCCAACAGCGGGCUGACAUAAUUCUUCUUUAUCAAAUGCUUUGAACAAGAGAAACAUAAAAUUUGUGUGCAUUUUUUUUCCCAGUACAAACCUGUACAUUACGCACUGAACAGUUGCUUUCUUCUUUUUGUUCUUCCCGUCCGCUGUCAAGCAUGCUAAUCGGCGAAACAAUGAUUUUGAAUGCUUUGGUUGUGAGUGAAGGCCUGUGCCUUUAUGCACCUUACCUCUGUACAAGGUGGGCCAACAUGUCAUCGUAUUGAAUAGUGACAAGAAAGAAACCAGUUGUAAUCCACUCUCACUUGAAUUAGUUCAUUUUCUAAUUCAUUACAAUGACAAGCCGAAUAAAACAUUCAUCGUUCGA